Colletotrichum truncatum is the source of this 1281-nucleotide messenger RNA. Its product is annotated as 26s proteasome non-atpase regulatory subunit 11. Lineage: Eukaryota; Fungi; Ascomycota; Sordariomycetes; Glomerellales; Glomerellaceae. Gene Ontology annotation, biological process: ubiquitin-dependent protein catabolic process. Gene Ontology annotation, cellular component: proteasome regulatory particle, lid subcomplex. Gene Ontology annotation, molecular function: protein binding; structural molecule activity. The record is from RefSeq and is a predicted model, not a curated record.
AUGGCUCAGGGCGACUCGGCGAGGGUGCAAGAGGCACAGAAGGUGGCCAAGUCAGAUCCCCGAAAGGCAGAGCAGCUCUACCAGGAUAUCAUCUCUCAACCCCCAUCCGUAACCUCCGAUGCUGCGGUGAAGGAGUAUGAGACAGCGUUGAUUAGCUUGGGAGAGCUGUACCGGGAUGAGAACCAGUUCAGGAAGACGCAGGAGCUGGUCGACCUUAUCACAAAAAGCCGGACGGUUCUUUCGUCAUUCGCCAAGGCUAAGACAGCAAAGCUCGUCCGCCAGCUACUCGACCUCUUUGAGAACAUUGAGGGCAGCACCGAUAUUCAGAUCGCUGUUACGAAGUCAUGUAUAGAAUGGGCUACCUCAGAGCGUCGUAGCUUUCUGCGUCAGAACCUCGAGACCCGCCUGGUCACCCUCCUCAUGCACAAGCAAGCCUACUACGAUGCCCUCACUCUCAUUAACGGCCUCCUUCGCGAGCUCAAGCGCCUAGACGACAAGCUUGUCCUUGUCGAAGUCCAGCUCCUCGAGUCACGCGUGUACCACGCUCUCGGAAACAUCCCCAAGGCUCGAGCCGCCCUCACCAGCGCCCGUACGAGCGCCGCCUCUGUAUACACCCCGCCCCUCCUUCAAGCCCACCUCGAUAUGCAGAGUGGUAUGCUUCACGCUGAGGACAAGGACUUCAACACGGCCUUCUCCUACUUUAUCGAGGCCCUCGAUGGCUACCAUACUCAGGAUGAGUCCGUCAAGGCCACUGCUGCCCUGCAGUACAUGCUACUCUGCAAGAUCAUGCUCAACCUCGUGGACGAUGUCAACAACCUCAUGACUUCUAAGCAGGCCCAAAAGUACGCCAGCAAGAACCUCGAGGCCAUGAAGGCUAUCGCCCGCGCGCACUCGAACCGAUCUCUUGAGGAGUAUGAGCAGGCCCUGCAAUCAUACCGCGAGCAGCUCGGUAGUGAUGCCUUCAUCCGCAACCACCUGCGACGCUUGUAUGACGCCAUGCUUGAGCAGAACCUCAUCAAGGUUAUCGAGCCCUUCUCUCGAGUUGAGAUCAACCACAUCGCUAAGAUGGUCGGCCUCGAUACGCAACAGGUUGAGCGUAAGCUCUCUCAGAUGAUCCUUGACAAGGUCAUUAUCGGCGUUUUGGACCAGGGUGCAGGAUGUCUCAUCAUUUACGACGAGACGGAGCGCGACAGCGCAUACGACCACGCGCUCGCUACAAUUGAGAAGCUCAGCAGCGUGGUGGAUGUCCUCUACACCAACCAAGCCUCGAUGCUCGAGUAA